UCAAACAACCCGGCCAAAAAAAAAGAAAACACGCAAACCCGCCGAGUUACACAAAUUUCUAGAUGAUAAGAAAUACUUAAAAGAAGGAUUAAUUACCGAUAAUUUGCUGGAAAUGUCGAAAAUGCUCAUCCGAUUGAUCCGUGGUGUUGGGGGUUUGGGUUCAGGUGCCGGUGCCGCCCGCGCUGCAAACCUGACCACUCCGGCCGGACGAUGGAAUAACUCCGGCGCCAGUCUUUGGAGCAGAUUUCAACACACAUCCGGACAGACCGAUCCGAUGAAGGGCAAGGGACCCAUCACGUGGAAAAGCUUUGCAUUUAUUGCCACGGCCGGAAUCGGAGUGCUCGGUUUCAUGUGGUACGUGAAGGAUGAAAAAGAACAGGCUUUGCUCAGAGAGCGGAAGCGGCAACUGGGCAAAGCAGCGAUCGGUGGCAAGUGGGAGCUAGUUGAUUCGAAUGGCAACCCUCGAAAAUCGUCGGAUUUUCUGGGCAAAUGGUUGCUUAUCUACUUCGGAUUCACGCACUGUCCCGACAUCUGUCCGGAUGAGUUGGAAAAGAUGGCAGCAGUCGUAGAUAAUCUGGAGAAGGACGAAACGGCCGAGCCGGUGCAACCUAUCUUCAUAACCGUUGAUCCACAGCGCGAUACGAAAGAGAUCGUCGGCAAAUAUGUAAAGGAGUUUUCACCCCGGUUGCUUGGGCUUACCGGAACCGUGGAUCAGGUUGCGCAAGUUUGCCGUGCAUUCCGAGUGUACUUCAGUGCCGGUCCUAAAGACGAGGACAACGAUUAUAUUGUGGAUCAUACUAUCAUCAUGUACUUGGUUGAUCCGAAUGGAGAGUUUGUGGAUUACUACGGCCAGAACCGGGACAAAGAGUCGAUCAAAAAUUCCAUCCUGAUCAACAUGACCAAAUUCAAGCAGAUGCACAACAAAUCCUGGUGGUGAUUCAACGUUACCGAAAUUAUGCAAGAGGUAGUAUUUGGCCGAAUGAGUCAGUGUUUGUUAAUUUAAGCAAUAAACAACAAAGUGUAUGGUAUA
Anopheles darlingi is the source of this 1030-nucleotide messenger RNA. It is a transcript of the gene Scox, whose product is annotated as protein SCO1 homolog, mitochondrial. Gene Ontology annotation, cellular component: mitochondrial inner membrane. NCBI's taxonomy places the organism in Eukaryota, Metazoa, Arthropoda, Insecta, Diptera, Culicidae. Gene Ontology annotation, biological process: mitochondrial respiratory chain complex IV assembly; intracellular copper ion homeostasis. The transcript has 2 exons. Gene Ontology annotation, molecular function: copper chaperone activity; copper ion binding. The record is from RefSeq and is a predicted model, not a curated record. Bases 113 to 937 code for a protein of 274 amino acids.